Messenger RNA from Tachysurus fulvidraco (yellow catfish), 4613 nucleotides. It is a transcript of the gene kcnab2a, whose product is annotated as potassium voltage-gated channel subfamily A regulatory beta subunit 2a. Gene Ontology annotation, molecular function: transmembrane transporter binding; voltage-gated potassium channel activity; potassium channel regulator activity. The coding region runs from base 593 to 1786 and encodes 397 amino acids. The record is from RefSeq and is a predicted model, not a curated record. Gene Ontology annotation, biological process: regulation of potassium ion transmembrane transport; potassium ion transport; transmembrane transport. NCBI's taxonomy places the organism in Eukaryota, Metazoa, Chordata, Actinopteri, Siluriformes, Bagridae. The transcript is spliced from 14 exons. Gene Ontology annotation, cellular component: juxtaparanode region of axon; voltage-gated potassium channel complex; extrinsic component of cytoplasmic side of plasma membrane.
GCACAUCUCAGGAGCAGAUCCUGAGCUGACAGAUAAAUUACAAGCUGUGGACUCGUCAGAAAAGACGUUCUGUCUAUUUGCUUUUUUUUUGUUUUGUUUUUGUUGUUGUUUUUUUUUGUCUUGUUUUGUUUCUUUGUUUUGUGUUUUUUUAUCAGAGAUCGUGAUCGCAAGAACAAGAGCGAAGAAGAAUAUAGCUAAGCUGCUGAACGAGGAAUGAGUGGAAAGAGUGCAGUUCGUUUAUGGACAGUCAAACUAGAGUUGUAGGUGUGUGUGUGUGUGUGUGUGUGUGUGUGUGUGUGUGUGUGUGAGAGAGAGAGAGAGAGAGAGAGAGAGAUCUCAGAGCUUCACACCUCACGGCACAAUGAGACGAGUGAAGACAGAGACUGUUCACGUGUAACGAGAGAAUCCAUGUGAGAUUAGAGCUCUGGCCGUCUGGUUUCUUCUCACUCCCAGCCGAGGUACAGGAGAAACGGCCGCUUGUGCUUUUGCCUCAGUUUUGGUUUUGCGUUAAAGUGUGUGUGUGAGAGAGUGACAGAGGGGGAAAGAGGGGCAUUUUGGAUUGUUGUGAUCACACUGCGUGACCCGGGUCAGGAUGCAGGUGUCGUUCGUGUGCACCGACCACCGCUCCAUGAGCCGCAGCACAGACGAGCGCAUGAACCGGCAGAACGCCAGCAGCCCGAACGCCGGCACGCGCAGCAAGUUCAGAGCCGUUGCCAUGGUGGCACGCAGCCUCGGACAACUGUCCGUCCAGAGCGUGCCGUCCUCCAGCGACCAGAGCAUAAGAACCGGCAUGAAGUAUAGAAAUCUCGGGAAGUCUGGAUUGAGGGUGUCGUGCCUGGGGUUAGGAACAUGGGUGACGUUCGGGGGUCAGAUCACAGACGAGAUGGCCGAACAGCUGAUGACUCUGGCGUACGAGAACGGGAUCAAUCUGUUCGACACGGCUGAGGUCUACGCUGCAGGAAAGGCUGAGGUGGUGCUGGGUAACAUCAUAAAGAAGAAAGGAUGGAGGCGUUCCAGUUUAGUGAUCACCACAAAAAUAUUCUGGGGUGGAAAAGCAGAGACUGAACGAGGACUUUCCCGGAAGCACAUAAUAGAAGGUUUAAAAGCGUCCCUGGAGAGACUGCAGUUAGACUACGUAGACGUGGUGUUCGCCAACAGACCCGACCCCAACACGCCCAUGGAAGAGACGGUGCGAGCAAUGACCCAUGUGAUCAAUCAGGGAAUGGCGAUGUACUGGGGCACUUCCCGCUGGAGUCCCAUGGAGAUCAUGGAAGCGUACUCUGUGGCACGACAGUUUAACCAGAUCCCCCCGAUCUGCGAGCAGGCCGAGUAUCACAUGUUCCAGAGAGAGAAGGUUGAAGUGCAGUUGCCCGAACUCUUUCAUAAGAUCGGCGUAGGCGCAAUGACGUGGUCUCCGCUGGCCUGUGGGAUCAUCUCAGGGAAAUACGACAGCGGCGUUCCACCGUACUCUCGCGCCUCUCUCAGGGGCUACCAGUGGUUGAAGGACAAGAUCUUGAGCGAGGAAGGCCGGCGUCAGCAGACGAAGCUGAAAGAGCUGCAGGCCAUCGCCGAGCGGCUGGGGUGUACGCUGCCACAGCUCGCCAUCGCGUGGUGCCUAAGGAAUGAAGGAGUCAGCUCCGUGCUCUUAGGAGCCUCCAACACGGAACAGCUGAUGGAGAAUAUAGGAGCGAUACAGGUCCUUCCGAAGCUGUCGUCCUCCAUCGUGCACGAAGUGGACAGCAUACUGGGGAACAAGCCCUACAGUAAAAAGGACUAUCGCUCAUAGUGUGUGUGUGUGUGUGUGUGUGUGUGUGUGUGUGUGUGUGUGUGUGUGUGUGUGUGUGUGUGUGUGUGUGCGUGCGUGUGUGUGUGUGUUGCCCAGAGGCCACCCUGCACUGAGCCCUUUGCCUGUUCCUCUGUUUGCUUGAGCUUUUACUUGAAUGAGUAAGCAGCAGCGCAUGACACCGGCAGGUGCACCCACAUACACAGGGAAUAAUCAAGAGAAAUAUCAAAAAAAAAUACACACAAAAAAUAUAAAGAUUAAUAUUAACAAAAAGAGAAAAAGAAAGAGCUAGAUUUACCUCCCUGGGAGGAUUAUUAAAAGUUCAUCAAAGAAGAAGGAGAAAGAGGCAAAAAAUAAAUAAAUAAAUAGCACACGCUUGCUUUGGCUGCAGGAAAUACUCGGUUUUCCUCUGCGCAUUGUUUUUGAUACUCGACGCAUAUCUGACCAAAAAUAAAAACGUAUGUAAAAGAAAAGAAAAUAGAAUGAAUGAAUGAAUGAAUGAAUAAAUAAAUAAAUAAAUAAAUAAAUAAGAAAAUGCAGUGCUUCAUUUGAUCUAGACGAUCGGUUCAUGAUUAGUUGCACAUCUCCCGUAGUCACUCAUGAGGUCCGUCUCUCCGAAACCAUUCACUGUGUCGUCUGCGUCACGAUUGCACACCCCACCCCCACCCCCCGAGCAGAUGAGCCAAUCAGCACUUUAAGAGUCCAUGUGAGGGAGUGGCUAUGGGAGGCACGGCGUUUAAACAGAAAUACGAGCUUCAUCUUUUUGUUUUUGGUGGUUGUUGUUUUGUUUCCCUGAAGUCCAGUGGCAUCAGAGCAGCAGCAGCGAUCAUGAUGUUAUGGGAUUAUUUCUCAAAUCCGGUUUGCUGUGUUUCUGUGCUACUGGAACUGUUUUUGUGUAUCUGCUGACCUGGCAGACUGUCGAGUGGCGUUAUAUACCGGAGCGUCACGUCACGUGUGUGUGUGUGUGUGUGUGUGUGUGUGUGUUUGUGUUUAAGUACAUACAGUACGAGCGCAUGCGGUCUCUCACUCCUAGACGCCGGACGUUAACGUUUACGAUCCGGCGUCAUUAACGUGGCUAAAGCCAAAGAUAUAUCCCAGCUUCGUCUGUAACGUCUCACUGUAUCUCCCCCCGUCUGAAACUAACAAACCAUUUAACAGCAUGUUCUCCUUGUUAUUUACUUACUCUAUAUCAUACACCAUAUAUCUCUCCUCCCGAGUGUAUGUACUCACUCCGGCCCAAACGCCUAGCCGUAUCGAUAUAAACACGUAUAUACAGUACAUUCGCUCCCCAACAUGUUAGUGAUGUCAUGACACUUUUACUAUACCGUAAAUAAACCCACAGCCGAAUUCGAACACGAAGGAAAACGACUAACAAAAAAAAAAAAAAACGAUUCUUUAUGAAACCUAACGAAAACUUUAACCCCAAACUGCACGUGUUCCAUUUACACCCCCCCCCAAAAGCAUGCGCUCUGUCUCUUCAGCCGUUACAUCACUGUAAAAUACGCAGACGUACCAUUUUUACUUUCUUUCUUUUCUUUCUUAUGUAUAAUUUUAUUUGCGUACGUCGCAAUCUUUCACCAGAACCGUCGGCCCCGUGUCACGUGGACAGAAUUUAUUUUAGAGUUAAAUCGGUAGAGUUUAAAACUAGACGAAGGUCGAUAUCGGGUUAAAAACGAUUAGUACGAAUAUUAGAGUAGAUAAAGACUUAAGUCAGAUCUUUUAGCUCGUCGUUUAGUUUAGUUUUAGACGGUACACAUCACUGUGCUCCAUGCAGUAGAUCCUCCUGCUGUGUGUGUUUGACUUUUUAGGACGUCGUGAAAGUCGUUACAAAAGAAAAAGAUGUUUGAUGUAUUAAUGUCUCUUUUUUUUUUAUUUGUGGAAACGUCAAACGUCUCGUUUGUUUGUACUUUUUAUGGCGUCGCCCUGUUUCUAUGUUAGAGAUUCUCUCAGGAAAGAAGGGCAUUACUGUGUGUUAGUCUGCGGUGGGACAGUUAGUACAGCGUUCUGUCGCGCACUAGCGCCACACGUGGUCACGAGCGAGUACUGCAUCCGGAGACGAUAAAGAUCUAAUAAUUAUAAUAAUACUAAAAAAAAAUGUCAUCAGUGGUACACGCUUACUGUCGAUCUCGUUCGCUAAGGAAACGUCUUGUGCUCCUCAUCUCCCGAAGUAAAACCAGACAGGACGGUGUCUUUCCCAGAACAGUGCUUUAAUGUUUCUACAUGAAACGUAUUACGUUCUUGUACCCAGAGUGCAAAUGGUGAAAGCAUGGCUUUUUUUUUUCUUUUUCUUUUUCCUCCUUUAUAAACGCGUCACCGAAACCAGACCUGUGGAUCGACGAAGAUCCACGGCUUUUAAGCACCAUCUGCUAUUUGCUGAGAAAUCAUUUAUGUUUAGUAUUUUUGAGCCUACGGCAAGGUUGAAAGAGAAAAGAAGGAAAAAAAAACAGGGGAUUUUAUUUUUUUAGCAUUCUUCGUUGCCCUGAUUUGUUAUUUACAUGAUGAUGAUGAUGAUGAUGAUGAGCAUCUAUUUGCACUGAAUAUGCAUUUUGAAGAACUCUGUAUAAUGUAUACAACGGCAAGCUUACAUCUCCACCAGUGUGUGGAGAGAUACUGUAUGUCCACACAGAUAUCUGUAUAUAGUUUGACCUUUGUACAUAUAUACAUAUAAAUGGUUGUGAUCACUUUGGCCUUUUAUUUCUCUCUCUUUUUUUUCUUUCUUUCUUUUUUUUCAUUGGCAGACAUUGCUAACUGCAUUGUGCUUGAAUUGGAAUUUAGAAAUGUACAGCUUCAGUAUCUAUGAAAUGGAAAUUAUAAAAUAUUAAUGAUUGAA